UGGACAUACUCGAAGUAGAAAAAGGAAAAAGAAAACUCAUGGAAGCUUUGUGGGAUUUGGAAGACAAAUUGAAGAUUUCUACACUAGGUGCUGUUCUUCUUCUUGCAUGUGCAAGCCUUGCUCUUGUGUGCCUUUGCAUUGUUGUUACACUUAGAAGGAAGGCCAUUAACAAUAAGAUUGUACACCAAGAGGGUGCUUUAGAUGAAGAGAAUGAAAAGAAUACCACAAUUACAAACACUAAUACUAAUUUUGAUGCUACUGUUACUACUACUACUACUACUACUACUCCUCCUACAGAAUGGUCAAAGGCAAGUUGUGUAGGAUGGAUUUCAGUGAAGAGGGUUCUGAUGGGGUCAAUGCUGUGGAGCAAGGCAAGGAAAUUGGAGGAGAACAUUGCAUGGCAGAGAGAGAGGGGAUCCCCACUACUUGGCUUACAAAGGCAGCAGGGUCUUCAAAGUGGGUGGCAAAGCCAUAACUCAGAAUCUCCAGUGUGGCAAAGACCAAUACUAAGAGGGGAGAAGUGUGAGUUGCCAAGUUUUAGUGGCCUCAUUCUCUAUGAUGAAAGAGGAAGACUUCUUCGUGAUUCUCAGAAUCAAAUUCACCACUUCAUGGAAACAUCACAACAGGUAAUUCUUAUCAUCAUAUAGGAUACUAAGGUUCUUAACUGUACAUAGGAUGAUUCUUUGCAAACACAUUAGUUUUAAGACCAACAUGAUGAUGAAUGGGGGACAGGCAGCUUCUUCGUGCUCCUCCAUAGUUCUUCCAGCACCUCCAUUUACUUAAAAAUUUCAAUUUUACACCCUUUUGAGUACCAGAAUUCGUAUUCCGAACAAAAGUGUAUUUUAACAUGGCAUAUGGAGUUGCAGGAAGAAGUUGCAAUGGGAACAAUGAUGAUACUAGACCUAUUUGGUAUCUAUAAAGUAAAAUGAGUGCAUGCAUGAUAUUUAUGUCCAUUUCUUUUUAAGCACAAUUAGGAUCUUUGAAUAUAUCCUUACAAGUUUUGGUCUUGUGGGAGUGAUCUUCGUUCUGGAGCUUAAUCACAUCUAAAACUCUUAGUCCCUCAUGGAUAUGUUCAAUGAGAAUCAAAAUAAAAUCCUCUUCUACACCCCCAACAUUUGUUGCCAAAAUUGAGUUGUUUGUGUUCAUUUUAAAUGAAUGCAUAGAUGCACACACAAAAAAGUUUGAAUUUUC
Vigna umbellata (rice bean) is the source of this 1191-nucleotide messenger RNA. The record is from RefSeq and is a predicted model, not a curated record. NCBI's taxonomy places the organism in Eukaryota, Viridiplantae, Streptophyta, Magnoliopsida, Fabales, Fabaceae.